GUGGAGAUGAAGGAGAGGGAGGUCCCCGAUGCACACUUCACAGUGGAUAAGCAGAACGUCUCCCUCUGGCCUCCAGAGCCUCCUCCCAAGCCUGAUCUGUCUCCAGUCCUAAGGAAACCUCUCAGCCUCCGUGUGGCCUUCGUCUGUCUGGCACUGGUGCUGGUCGCCUCUAUUGUGCUUCAAGCUAUUUUCUAUCCCAGGUUGAUGGACAAAAUAUUGGAUGUCAAGAGUGAUGCUGAGAUGUUGAGAGGUCGUGUGGACAAUAUCAGCACCCUGGGUUCUGCUCUUGAGAAGGACAGAGGCCGUGUGGAGAAGGCUGAAGUUCAGAUGCAGACACUGAACACCAGCCUCACCCGCGUGCAUUCUCAGAUUCUGUCUUUGAGGACCAGCAUGGCACAAGCCAGUGUUCUGAUUAGUGAGUUAACAGGAAGAUGGGAGGAGGUUGAUAAUCUCAGUUCCAAACUCCCAGAGCUGCAAAGAGAUCUGGAUAAAGCCAGCACCUUAAAUGCAAAGGUCCGGGGACUACAGAGCAGCUUGGAGAAUGUCAACAAAGUGCUUCAAAGACAGAGUGCCAUUCUGAAGAUGAUGUCUCGAGGCUGGAAGUACUUCGGGGGGAACUUCUAUUACUUUUCACACACCCCAAAGUCCUGGUACAGUGCAGAACAGUUCUGCAUUUCUAAGGAAGCUCAUCUGACCUCAGUGACCUCAGAAUCAGAGCAAGAGUUUCUCUACAAGGCAGCACAUGGGCUUCCACUCUGGAUUGGUCUCACCAAGGCAGGGAAUGAAUGGUACUGGGUGGAUGAAACAUCAUUCGACAUGAAACAAAGUGAGAGGUUCUGGAUUCCAGGUGAACCCAACAAUACCGGGAACAAUGAACAUUGUGCCAAUAUCAGGGUGUCCUCCCCCCGGGCCUGGAAUGAUGCUUCCUGUGACUUUAAGUUCCUUUUCAUCUGUAAGCGACCUGGCAACCAGGAAGUCCCAUGA
Molecule: messenger RNA, 984 nt
Organism: Onychomys torridus (southern grasshopper mouse)
Lineage: Eukaryota; Metazoa; Chordata; Mammalia; Rodentia; Cricetidae
Gene: Cd207
Product: CD207 molecule
Exons: 6
Coding region: 7-984 (325 amino acids)
Molecular function (GO): signaling receptor activity
Source: RefSeq, a predicted model, not a curated record